Acanthocheilonema viteae is the source of this 369-nucleotide messenger RNA. NCBI's taxonomy places the organism in Eukaryota, Metazoa, Nematoda, Chromadorea, Rhabditida, Onchocercidae. The record is from the annotation of a GenBank genome assembly.
GGUUCUAUUACAUAUCCAACAAAUUGCCGGUUUUGUGGUGGGAUGUUGCGUGCAAUUGAUAAACAUCGAGAAGAUCGAAAGCUUACAUUACAAUACAGGUGUCGUAAAUGUAUAAAAUUUAAUGGUUUCACUGCCGACAGGCAUGCUAAACAUUUCUUAUCAGAGGAAGCAAAAUCAAGGGCUCCACAUAUUGAUUAUGGCUGGUAUCUAUCAGAUCCAGUGAGACAUUCUUAUAGAAUCUUUGCUAACGAUGGUGGUUCUUCGGCUUCAGAAGCUGAUAGGCCAACCGUAGAUGUCCGACCAAUUAUUCAAAAUGGAAAUAUAAUGCUUCGGGUAUUCGGACAAAGACGACUGGUUAAAUUAUUAUGA